Dermacentor andersoni is the source of this 7550-nucleotide messenger RNA. RefSeq names its product protein croquemort-like. Lineage: Eukaryota; Metazoa; Arthropoda; Arachnida; Ixodida; Ixodidae. Gene Ontology annotation, cellular component: cytoplasm; membrane. Gene Ontology annotation, molecular function: scavenger receptor activity. The record is from RefSeq and is a predicted model, not a curated record.
CGGGAGCGCGCGCGAGACACACAACGCGAAGCGUCCCGUUGUCGAGCGUGCGGGAACAACGUGCGCGCGCGAGCGAGCAGCUGGCGGUGUUGGCUUGGUUGUGCGCGUCUUCUUCCUUGAUCGGGGCCGCUGACGGCUGUCUUCUGUUCCCCUCUGGCUCGAUCGCGGGACUCCGUCCGUCCACCCCCCUUUGCUACAUACCAAGAGCCGUCUCCGUAGCUGCCCCGUGCUGUGUGUAGCUGUCGCGCGACUGCGUCGGUUCCGUGUGUGCGUGCGCAGAGAAUACGCAGGUCAGUCGCCGCUGCUCGCGAUGCCAGGGCCCGAGAUCGAGAAGAUGACGACGCGUUGCUGCGGCCAGCGCGCGUCGCGACCGGACAUGGCGCUGGUCAAGGCGGCCGUCGGUGUCCUGGCCGGACUGUUCCUCGCGCUGUCUGGCCUGGCCACGUACGUCUUCUUCCCUGCGAUAUUCAAGACGCAGGUUGAGUUGAACCUUGUGCUGGAACCCAGCAGCGAAGUGUACAGCAGUUGGCAGCGCGCGCCUGUACCCAUCUACAUCAAGUACUACUUCUUCAACGUGACCAACCCGGACGAGAUUCUCGCUGGCACGGGGAAGGCCCGCCUGCAAGAGGUCGGACCCUACACAUUCCUCGAGACUCGAGAGAAGGUGAACAUCACGUGGAACCCGAACGGCACGGUCUCGUACCGACAAGUGAAGCGCUACUACUUCCAGCCGGACAUGACCAAGGGGUCGCUCGAUGACGUCAUUACCACCCUCAACAUGCCCAUGAUCUCGUCGGCGCACUCUGUGCGGCACGAUCCGGACGAUUUCUUGUCGGACGCCUUGCCGGAGAUCUUCAGCGACACGGAAAGCAAGCUGUUCGUGAGCAAGACGAUGCGGGAGCUGCUGUUCGAUGGUUACGAGGACGGCAUCUUGCAGUUUGCCAAGCGUCUGGGCUACCCGGUGCCCAGCGAACGCUUCGGCUGGCUGCACGGGAAAAAUGACACCGAUGACGGCGAGUACACCAUCUUCACGGGUGCCAAAGGAAUGGACAACUACGGAGCGAUGGACAAAUUCAACGGGCGAGAUGAGACGUCCGCCUACCGCGGCUACUGCAGCAUGGUCAACGGAACAGUUGGAGACAUGUGGCCCCCAGUUGCCUUGGAAAACAAGGAAAACAUAACACUGUUCGUCUCCGAUUUCUGUAGGUCCAUCGUUAUGGAGUUUCUGGGUGACGUGGAGACUCGCGGCGUGAAGCUUCGUCGUUACUACGCCAGUCCCCGGAUGUUCAACUACAGCUCCCAGGAGAGCCACUGCUUCUGCGAUAGCACGUGCCUUCCCAACGGUGCCCUGAACGUCUCCGCCUGCGUCAAGGGAGCGCCGGUGAUCAUCACUUUCCCGCACUACCUGUACGCACAUCCGAUCUACCAGAUGCGCCUGGAGGGAAUCAAACCGGACCCAAAGAAGCAUCAGAUGUACUUGGACAUUGAGCCGAAAAUGGGCAUUACCGUGAACGCAGUGGCGAAAUUUCAAGUCAACGUUUGGAUCGACCACAUUCCUGAUGUUCCAUUCUUCGAAGACAUCACCCAACGGCGUUUCUUCCCUGUGUUUUGGUUUGAGAACCUUGCGUCGGCCGACAAGGACAUGCUGUCCAGGUUGCGUCUCGUGACGGAGGAACUUCCGCAGUACGUCACGGUUGGCGCUUUCGGCGCUGUCAUCAUUGGCGGCAUCAUCCUGCUUGCGACGCUGGUGUACGCCAUCCGAUACAUGAAGAGGCCGAAACCGGUGCAGCCUACAUACAUUCCAGUGCGCGUGCUCAAGUGAGACAGAAGCGGCCGGCUGUUCGAAAGAACGAUUUCCAGCGCCAACCGCUUUUCACUCCCAAGAAGGCCACCGGUUCGAUUGGUGCCGACCGGUUCCCAUUGACGAAAGAACUGCGCGCGCACGGACUCUGAUCGCAAGAGGAGGCCUCUUCUUUCUUCUCGACAUUAUUCCUAUCGUAAGGAGCGUGUUUAUUAAGCCCUCCGGACAAGUUACACACACACGCCCAGCCUGUGAUCAUACGUCAGCAUUCCCAUAACUUUGUUCCUCCUUGCUGGAUACCCCACAACCCGCACGCCAAGAGUAUUGUGAACGUUCUUAGCUUGUGUCGGUGGGAACCGUAGACCAGUGCCGAGGUCGACUUCAAAAAUCGUUGUCAACAUGUGCUCAUCACAAGCCACGGUCAAUCGCUCGGCCAGGCUUGGGCUGAGCUGCGCGUUGUGCCGGACGCACGCGCAACGUCAUAUCCGGCCGAAGACAGGAACUGACGCCGGAGGAAAGGUUAACCACUGGGAAGACAGCAGCGAAUGCGUGUUCGGAGCGAGGCGGUUUGUGAAUGCUCAAUGCGUUGUUGUGAAAUUAUGUGUGUUUUGUGGUGCGUCUCCCUUUGUAUAUACCGAAUCGCUCACGUUUGCUUUUUUUUUAAUCAUGAUUAUUUUUUACACCUUCGUCAUACGGGAUAGCGCGUAGAUGAGCGGAGAUAUUGAACAUCGGGCAACGAUGUGUGAAUGUCUAGUCGAUGUCGUCGCUAAAGAAAAGAAAAAAAGAAAACACGACUCGUCCCUGACUUUAUCAAGACUGCAUUGAUUUUGUGAGGUGAUGCUUUUGGCAUUCCGCGUAUUUGUGAAGCUCGUUGUUUGUGUAAAGUUGUGUAAGCUUCACUGUGUUGGCUACGUGACCAAGACACAAAUCGAGAUUUUUAUAUUUGACUGGUCACCGAAGGUUCCAUUUUUGCGUGUGGCACUUUCUUUUUGCUUGUUAGGGUUUUUGUUUUAUGCUUUUCAAAAAAUGCGUUCGCUAGAGGCUCAAGCUUGUCGCUUUUAAAAGUAAAUACAACUAAGAGCCUGCACAGCGAAGAAAUGGGUGAUCAUGUUCAUUACGCUCCUUGUAUUUCUCGUAUGCCAGUAGCGGGGCGAAAGUUCAAGCUUCGCACAUGCUGUGGUCUAUCAAGCAUUGGAAGUCUUCCGGCUUAGUGUUAUUUCUUGUACGAGCUAUGUGUGCCAAGAAUCGAGAAUCAGGGCUUGACAAUGCGAACGAAUUUCGUCUUUCCGAUUGGAUAUGUGUCAUACACAUGGUGCCACCGUUACCCGGUUUUAUAAGUUCUUUAAAGGCCUCAUACAUCCAGCUCACUGUUCUGAGAAUUCGUAUUUAGUAAGCGAAGUUCAAUCUUGCGCUACGCACGGUACUUAUACCGUUCGCGCUUUUUUUUACAAACCAGAUAAUCAGUUAUAAGUAAGAUUACCGUAUUAUCGCCCCAGUACCCAGAAUUAUCCGGUGAUUAUAUUAAUAUACGCCGUCUUAAAUGGCAAGCAGUGACGCGUACCCAGUGAACGACAUGGCGCGUAUUCUCAUUUUUUUUUUUCUAUAAAAUGAAAAAAUAUACAACUAGCUUGUAUUUGUGUGCCUAAACCUCCGCUGCAGUCAGUUAUUGGCAGAGGAAGACCACUACUGCUGACUUACAUGAAACGCGCAUGAGUUUCUCAACUUGAGUUUAGAAAUUCAUACUAUCACAUGGUCAUAUGUCGUGUUUCUUACUGAGCUUUAGAGAAUUAGUGGCAUUUACAAACAGGUAUUAUGCGGCAGUAGGAGCGAGUGCUGACCUUUCUCUCCGUGUUUCCUUUCUGCAGGAAAGAUCUCGAGCGCUAGCGAUCAAGUGCCUAUCAAAGAAACAUUUAUUCCACCAAGCUUGUGGAAACAUGUGCUCAGAGAAGCUGUUGCUUACUGCACUGUAUAUAGACUUUUUUGAGGAAGUCUCUGUAUUCUGAUUAAUGCUACGCUAGCGAGAGUAAGAUUUAUCUUGCCUCACAGGCGCACUUAGUCAGCAGAGGGCACAUGCGAAUUAGGCGGCGUCAUUGUUUCCAAUAAACGCGAUGCAGGUCUCGCUCUGAAUAAUUUUCACCUAGAUAGAUAUCGUUGUGUUAAAUUUGUACUGCUAUUAGCGCACUCAUCGUGCCACUGUGGACCGGGUGCAGUCUUUAAAAAAGAAGCUUUAUAACUUUUCUUCUUUCAUUUGGAUACAUGGCAAAAUCAGGCCCUGUAUCCCCGCCCUAGAAAUUUCUUAAGACGAAGUUGUUCGUAACAGCAAGUGGCCAUCCAAUUACGAUGUUGAGCAAAUUAUUGGUGAGUGCGGCUGGUCGUUGGCAAAGAACACAUACGAACAAAAAGCUUUGCGAAUUCGUCCUGCUUUAUCUAGGUAACCGGUUAACCGAUUAUGCAAAGGAAGUUGUAGGUGACACUUAACUGAAACAUUAUAAUACUAGGGAUUGUUUUUCAUAAAUGGUCUAAAUUUCUUUUCUCGAAAACUCCCGACAAACACAAUAUCACAAGAAAAUUUGAACAGCGCGCAUGCAACUUUGAACUCAGUAACCAGAACAGAUCUCCCAAUUCUACCAGCAGCAACAAAUGCAGCAUUUAAUGUGAACUACUUUUUUACUAUAUAAAUGUUGUGUAAAGCGCUUCUUUGGUUUGGUCUGGGGAAGGUCUGCGAAAGUGCUAUUUGCAAAAGGCUGGUAAUUACAAUAAUCCUGUGCAGUGUAUCGUUCUGGUGCAUUUUAAAUGUUUUAAUAGACCUGUUCACAAAGCUAUAUCCGUACUUCCUUUGCAGCGUUGCAAUUUUUAUUCCUCGGGUAUCGUUCUUCUCGUGUAAGUUAUCAUAAUUUGCCCAUUCCCGAAACAUAUGUCUGGGGAUCAAGAUAGAAAACAAGUCCAACAACCAGUCCUUAGAAUAUGUUUUUUUAUUUAAUUACACUAAAAUAAUAUAAAUAUGUUAGGAAAUUGCCAUAAGGACAGCACAUUUACAAAUGGCGCGUACUUGAGUAUUGAGAGACAGAACAGAAAAGCAAGAGCCGGGAGCUUAGCUACGUUUUUGACCAGCGAACAACUCGGUUCCGCACGGUAGACUGCGGGAUGUCAAGCGAUAAAGUUGCGAAGGCUGCUUAAAGCGGCGUAACUUUUUGUGGCACGAACUUUUUAGCCCAGUCGUACAUUAUGUAUGUGAUACCUAUACUCUGGCGUUUUGAUUAAAGACAAACAUUUAACUCUAGGUUUUUACGAGCACGGCGAACUAAGGAGCCCAAAGUCAGCCACGCAAGCAGAAAACUAUGCUCGGCUCAUGGUCUCCAGCACUUCACCCCCUGACUAUACCCAAUCACUGAUGCUUCGUGCGUCUAUUUUGUGCUCAAACUACGAACAAUAUUUUGUUUGCGUGAAGGCAGCCCAGAACAAUUGCGCCGGUUUUAAGAACUCAUACUUUCUGUGUUCUUCUGGCUUUCUGCAGCAAUAUAACAUGGUGCGUGUUGUUACGAGCGGUAUUUAUUUCCACCAACAACUGAAAUGGAAGAGGCAGAUGCGCGCUGCCUCCAGCCUCCCCAGCCACAACGUCCCACAGUUACCCGAACGAGCCAACCCGCGAUGCAAACGGGCCUAGUAUGGGUAACUUGCUUUUGAGUUAAGCCGUUAUAUGCAAUAAAGUCCGAAAGCCCAAUUUACAUUUAAGUAAUCUAUUUGCUCGACAAAGCGUUCAGUUCGAAGCUUUCUUUAUUGGCUUUAGAAUAGCCACAAGGAAGGGAUGUCGUUCCUUACGCUAUCAUUCAUCAUGCACACGUAAUUCAUUGCGAAAAUAAUUCGACAGCUUCUAUUCUGGACGUGCUUUGAAACUACGUCACAGAAGUGUUAAGUUGACGUGCACAUCAUCCGCGGUCUGCCCAGUAAUUUCAGUGUUUGUGAAGGUAUUUUCUGCGGCGACAUCUUGAACUUUAUACCAUUACGUAAUAUCCUAGUUUGAUCCCAUUUUUUUCCCUCACUUGUUUACCGUUACGCACCUUUUGUAAUGGUAAAGGUCCGAUACAGGCGUAGACGCACUUAAUCAUUCUUCCCGUCAGAUGUAGUGUCACCGGCAUCUCAACAGUGCGACUGAAGCGUCAGUGCGUGUUUUCGGUAUUCAUGGAAACCUCGUUCUUGUGCUUCUUAGUUCCUUUCCUGCAGCUUUGAAGUAGUUCCUCUUGAAUCAGGCUUGAAUCUAUGCCAGAUGGUAAGCGUUGAGAGUGACCAAGAUGACGGAUAAAUAACAAUCUACGUUUCCUUCAACUGAGAGGUUUCCGAAGCUCAACCAGAACCACCGGCCGCCCAUUGAUAAUUUACGAACCUCUUCCAAGACGAAGAUAUAUAUGCACGAGCCACAUUGUGAUGGCCACAUGACGCGCCGCGGGAAGCAAAGAAUUAAAGAGGUGCCAACUGCAAAUCAGAGUAGAAUAGGUUAUGUGCUCAAAACGAGCAACAUGGCGUAGGAAAGCGCCAUUACCAAAAAUUUGCUCUAAGAUUGGAGCAGUGCCUUGCUGUCCUUUAAUUUUUUUCAGACUUACAACACAGCAUCGCAGCGACGCUCGAAGUGAGACUCUUAAGCCAGCUUUAUCCUCUUAUCAUGUGCAGUGUUAUUGAGAACUCUUGUGUUGUUAAGCCUUGGCUGAAACAGUCGGUGCUGCCUUGUGUGUACGUCUCUGCAGGCUUGUUGCCAAACGUUCGUAUAUAGCUGCGAGGGGCAUUUUUACGCUAUACGCUUACGUAUAGUCGCACGCUAGUCCCAUGCGUCAAAAGUGUCCAAUGACCAAGUGCCUCGAUAAGACUCGUGCUAGUUGUGAUCAGUGCGCGCUCUGUAUCGGCGCAGUGCGAUGAGCCAGCCACAUGUGAACCACGGCAGCCGGAGAAAUGUUGUGGCUGUCGUGCUCCCUACCUCGAAUAUACUCCGUUUUAUGUACUGUAAUUCCUCGAAUACAAUAACACAAGUGUGCCUAAAGUAAGUCCCGUCGCGAGCCCGCAGUGCCUUCUGUGUACGGAAAGUCUUGCAGACGAAUUGUAUUCUUCCUGCGCCGCACCAUAUCGCAAAAGAUGCUGCAUGCUGUGGCUCUGUUUGGCACGUGCCGUUGUUGCGUUAAAAGCGUGUUUUCUUUUUUUUUACUCAAAAUAAACAAAGUAGUCCAAGUGUUGUCGGUACACACGCAAAACAAAUAUCGGCAGUUUAGUUAUGACUCGCUUACUCCUGUCCAUUCAUUGUUCUGGCAAAAUGCACGAUUUGUGCUCGUACCUCUACCAGUUGUGGUGAGCAAGCUGGCGCGACGUGUAGUCUAGUUUGAUUCUUUCUUUUUUUUUAAUUUGGCAGGAGUGCUUACGUAGCGUUACGUGCGAGUUGCACAACGCAAGGACACGCGUGCCAAAAAGAGUCAUAUAUUUUUCCAUGUACCCUCGUCGGUCCGUGUUCUGAAAAAAAAAAAAAAAAAGGACUGCCAAAGCCCAUGAACCCACGAAUACACUGCGAGCCGUAUGUCAUAGUCCUCCGAUAACGUGCAUAAUACGGUUGUUGUUUUUUUCUUUUCUACGUAUUAUAUGUCCGAAAGUAUAUACACUCAUCUUGUCAUUGGCACUGCCUUGAUGUUACGUGAGCUCUCGCGUGGGGCAAUUUUGUUGCGUCAUUUUGUGUGCUGACUCGAACCUGAAUAAAAAUAAAACAUGCUCAAGA